Molecule: messenger RNA, 996 nt
Organism: Fulmarus glacialis (Northern fulmar)
Lineage: Eukaryota; Metazoa; Chordata; Aves; Procellariiformes; Procellariidae
Product: DNA (cytosine-5)-methyltransferase 1-like
Exons: 7
Cellular component (GO): nucleus
Molecular function (GO): methyltransferase activity
Source: RefSeq, a predicted model, not a curated record
GCUUACAACGCAAAAACCAAGAGCUUUGAAGAUCCUCCCAACCACGCUCGGAGCUCUGGCAAUAAAGGGAAGGGGAAGGGGAAAGGGAAAGGCAAAGGCAAAGGGAAGUCGUCGGUGAGCUGCGAGCAAAGCGAGCAGGAGCCGGCUGAGCUGAAGCUCCCCAAGCUGCGGACUUUGGAUGUCUUCUCUGGCUGCGGAGGGCUGUCCGAGGGCUUCCACCAGGCAGGUGAGCGGCAGAGCGGGGACAGCGGUGGGGUGACGAGCAGAGCCCAUGGGGAGACGGGCAUCGGUGCUGGCCGCUCGGUUCCUCCGAGCUGGCGGCUGGUCAUGUCCGGCGAGAAGACCAGCUCGCGGGGGCAGAAGCUGCCGCAGAAGGGGGAUGUGGAGAUGCUGUGUGGUGGUCCCCCGUGCCAGGGCUUCAGCGGCAUGAACCGCUUCAACUCCCGCACCUACUCCAAGUUCAAGAACUCCCUGGUGGUCUCCUUCCUCAGCUACUGUGACUACUACAGACCGCGGUUCUUCCUUCUGGAGAACGUCAGGAACUUUGUGUCCUUCAAGCGUUCCAUGGUGCUGAAGCUCACCCUCCGCUGCCUUGUCCGCAUGGGUUACCAGUGCACCUUCGGGGUCCUACAGUUGUCCCUUCCUUCCCGGGCUGGCCAGUACGGCGUGGCCCAGACGCGAAGGAGAGCCAUCGUCCUUGCCGCAGCUCCCGGCGAGAAGCUGCCCAUGUUCCCCGAGCCUUUGCACGUGUUCGCGCCCCGUGCCUGUCAGCUGAGUGUCGUGGUGGACGACAAGAAGUUCGUUAGCAAUAUCACCCGGACGUAUUCCGGCCCCUUCCGCACCAUCACCGUGCGGGACACCAUGUCCGACCUGCCAGAGAUCAGGAACGGUGCCUCUGCCUUGGAGAUCUCCUACAACGGGGAGCCCCAGUCCUGGUUCCAGCGGCAGAUCCGGGGCUCCCAGUAUCAGCCCAUCCUCAGGGACCAUAUCUGCAAG